AUGUUUGAUGAUAUGGUGGAAGUGAUAGGAGAGGAGAAUGUAUUGCAAGUGGUGACAGACAAUGCAUCUAAUUAUGUUAAAGCAGGUAGGAAUACUUUGAAAAGUGCCAUCUUCAUGAAUGGUUAUAUCUAUAACCAUGUUGCCAUUGUCAACAUGAUGAGGAGGUUUACAAAUCAAAGAAACCUACAUAGGCCCACAAUCACUAGAUUUGCAGCAUCGUUCAUCACUCUCGCCCAGAUGCAUAAGCAAAAAAACAAUUUGCGAAAGAUGAUCACUUCUCCAGAAUGGAACAAUACCACUUGGUCAAAGGAUCCUACUGGGAAGAGACUAACAUCAAUUAUUUUGCAAGAACGCUUUUGGAGAAAUAUAGUGUAUGUUUUGAAGUUGACAUGA
Molecule: messenger RNA, 393 nt
Organism: Hibiscus syriacus
Lineage: Eukaryota; Viridiplantae; Streptophyta; Magnoliopsida; Malvales; Malvaceae
Exons: 2
Coding region: 1-393 (130 amino acids)
Source: RefSeq, a predicted model, not a curated record